Molecule: messenger RNA, 6203 nt
Organism: Phacochoerus africanus (Common warthog)
Lineage: Eukaryota; Metazoa; Chordata; Mammalia; Artiodactyla; Suidae
Gene: STON2
Product: stonin 2
Exons: 9
Coding region: 365-3232 (955 amino acids)
Biological process (GO): clathrin-dependent endocytosis; synaptic vesicle endocytosis; regulation of endocytosis
Cellular component (GO): synaptic vesicle; AP-2 adaptor complex
Molecular function (GO): clathrin-cargo adaptor activity
Source: RefSeq, a predicted model, not a curated record
GCUGCCAGGAGCGCGGCUAGAGCAGCGCAGCGGACGGGGAGCCUCGGACCAGCCCAGCUCGCGCUGCCGCGGCGACCUUCCAGCCGACGCUCGGGAAACAGCGGGCCGCGUCUCAGCAACAACAAAAAAGCAGAGGCGUUCUAUGGUGGCUUUGGAAUUUCCACAUGCCAUAGAUUUCUGCUUGGCAGAUUAAUCAAAGGCAAGAGGCUAAUCUGUCUACGUUCAGAGUGUCACCCCCGACAAGACCCCCAUAACAGACCCUGGGCUCCAAUCCACUGCACUACCAGACCCCCACCCCACCCCAGACAUCGCUCUGGGGGCUGCCCGAGGCCAGCAGUGUGAAGAUGACCAGUGCCUUCCUAGCAUGACGACCUUGGACCAUGUGAUCGCAACCCACCAGUCAGAGUGGGUCUCCUUCAGUGAGGAGCCGCUCUUUCCUGCCCCUUCUGAGGGGAGCACUGAAGAGCACCUGCCAGGACCGUCAUCUUCCUCAGACCAGUCCGAGAGCUCGUCUGGGGAGAACCAGGUGGGAGAUGGAGGCUCUCAGGACCUUUCCCACUCAGAGCACGAUGACUCUUCUGAAAAGACAGGCCUCAUCUCUGAGGCAGCCUCCCCUCCUGGGAGCCCUGAGCAGCCCUCCCCUGACCUGGCCUCAGCCAUCAGCAGCUGGGUCCAGUUUGAAGACGACACCCCCUGGGCCAGCACAUCACCACCUCAUAAAGAAGCAGGUAGGACAGCCACAUCAUUGACCUUGCCCUGCUGGACGUGCCCUUCCUUCGACUCCCUUGGGAGAUGCCCUCUGCCCUCUGAGAACAGCUGGACCACUCAUUCUGAAGACACCAGUAGUCCUAGUUUUGGGCCCUCGUACACAGACCUGCAGCUCAUCAGUGCUGAGGAGCAGAUGAGUGGCCCGGCUUCUGGGGCUGACUCGACUGACGAGAGGACGAAGUGGCAGACAGGCAGGCAGACGGCGGUGAGUCCUGUUCAAGCAUGCACGGAGCAUACCUCUACCUGCACCCACGGCCUGGACCCCUCACCACCCUCAGCCCACCCCAGGAGAAGCCAGAGCCCCAGCAAGGGUCUGGAGGGGGCCUCUGCCCCCAGUGACAAUUCUUCCUCUCUUCAUGAGGAUGAAGAGGUAGAGAUGGAGGCCAUCAGCUGGCAGGCCAGCAGUCCAGCCAUGAACGGACAUCCUGCCACUCCAGUGACCUCUGCUCGUUUCCCUAGCUGGGUCACUUUUGAUGACAAUGAAGUCAGUUGCCCUUUGCCACCAGUCACCUCGCCUCUGAAGCCAAAAACACCAUCUAUUGCCUCUGUGAUCCCAGAUGUACCUUAUAACUCAACUGGGUCAUUUAAGAAGAGAGAACGUCCCAAGAGCACUUUGAUGAACUUCUCCAAAGUCCAGAAGCUGGACAUUUCCUCCUUAAACCACCCACCUUCUGUGCCUGAGGCUCCACCUUGGAGGGCAACUAAUCCUUUUCUGAAUGAGACUCUACAGGACAUACAACCCUCCCCUAUCAACCCUUUCCGCGCUUUCUUUGAGGAGCAAGAGAGGCGCUCCCAAAGCAAUUCUGUGUCUGGUGCCACAGGCAAAAGCCAAAGAGAUUCCCUCAUUAUCAUCUACCAGGAUGCCAUCAGCUUUGACGAUUCAAGCAAAACCCAGUCACACUCUGAUGCUGUUGAAAAACUCAAACGACUCCAAAUUGAGGAUCCUGAUCACUUGGGCAGGGUGACACUCCCUGAUGAUGACCCAAUAGCCUGGCUUGAACUAGGUGACCACCCGCCAGGUUCCGUGCUGUCCCAGCCCAGGGAUGGGUGGCCCAUGAUGCUUAGGAUCCCCGAGAAGAAAAACAUUAUGUCCUCCAGGCACUGGGGACCCAUCUACAUCAAACUGACCGAUAGUGGUUACCUGCAGCUAUAUUAUGAGCAGGGCCUAGAAAAACCAUUCCGUGAGUUCAAGCUGGAGAUCUGCCAUGAGAUUUCAGAACCCCGGCUCCAGAACUUUGAUGAGAAUGGCAGGAUCCACAGCUUACGGAUAGACCGCGUCACCUACAAGGAGAAGAAGAAAUACCAGCCUAAACCUGCUGUGGCCCACAUGGCCGAGAGGGAACAAGUGAUUAAGCUGGGCACCACCAAUUACGAUGACUUCCUGAGCUUUAUCCGUGCCGUCCAGGACCAUCUCAUGGAUUUGCCAGUGCUAUCAAUGGACUUGAGCACAGUUGGCUUGAACUACCUUGAGGAGGAGAUUACAGUGGAUGUCAGAGACGAAUUCUCUGGCCUUGUGAGCAAAGGUGACAACCAGAUUCUCCAGCACUGUGUCUUGACACGGAUCCACAUCCUGAGUUUCCUCUCUGGCCUUGCAGAGUGCCGCCUAGGACUCAACGAUGUCCUCGUCAAAGGGAAUGAAAUCGUCUCCCGUCAAGACAUCAUGCCCACCACCACCACGAAGUGGAUCAAGCUUCAUGAGUGCCGUUUCCAUGGGUGUGUGGAUGAGGACGUCUUCAACAGCUCACGGGUCAUCCUGUUCAACCCUCUGGACGCCUGCCGAUUUGAGCUAAUGCGCUUCAGGACGGUAUUUGCUGAGAAGACCUUGCCUUUCACACUCAGGACAGUAGCGAGCAUCAAUGGGGCAGAGGUGGAGGUGCAGAGCUGGCUGAGGAUGUCGACUGGCUUCUCUUCUAACUGUGACCCUCUCACUCAGGUUCCCUGUGAGAACGUGAUGGUUCGCUACCCUGUGCCCAGCGAGUGGGUGAAAAACUUCCGCAGGGAAAGCGUCCUGGGGGAAAAGUCUUUGAAAGCCAAAGUGAAUCGGGGGGCAAGUUUUGGCUCAACUAGUGUAUCUGGCUCUGAGCCUGUCAUGAGAGUAACUCUGGGAACUGCCAAGUAUGAGCAUGCCUUCAACUCCAUUGUGUGGAGGAUAACCCGACUGCCUGACAAAAACUCAGCUUCCGGUCACCCACACUGUUUCUUCUGCCACCUUGAACUUGGCUCUGACCGGGAAGUGCCUUCCAGAUUUGCCAAUUACGUGAACGUGGAGUUCAGCAUGCCUACAACUUCUGCCUCCAAAGCUGCCGUAAGAUCCAUCUCUGUGGAAGACAAGACUGAUGUCAGGAAGUGGGUCAAUUAUUCCGCACACUACAGCUACAAGGUGGAAAUUGAGCAAAAAAACAGUUUGAAGCCAGACUUCGAAGGAGAUGAAGUAGAAAAUCCCAAGGAGUGUGGGGUCCAGUGAAGAAGCCCCACUGCAGAGGGGCCUGACCCAAGAGUCAGGAUGGGAUGUCUUCCUUAACAGCUCAAGUUCUUGUCCGCAUGGCUGCUCCAUGUUGGGAACAGUGUAUUGGACCUUCCUGUUUAUAGUUGCCUGUAUUUUAACAGGAAACCCUAACUGGUUGCUUUGGAGAGGCUCUGAUUAUGCCUGAAGCACCUGGGUCACCUGGCUUUUAGAGUUUCCUGUAUUAAUUAAGCCUCCUCUUCAUUCUGCUUAUCUCACAGCAUUUGGGUGUGGUUUGUUGCGACUGAUAAAGUCAGGAAAAGAAAUUUCCACAUCAGUGUUGGCAUGACUUCCUUCUGAUGUUCAUCUGCCACUUGCAUCAGUUUCUGGAAAAAGAGUCUGGAGAGGUUAAUUAACUACAACUCCAUCUCUGUCAAUCCCUCUACAAAAAGUUGAGAAAAGGUAUAAAACUGAUGUCCUCUUUGAGGCUGCUAGACUUUUCAUAGGUGUUUCCAUUCUUUAAAUGUUAACACUAUGCAACAGAGGUCUGAGAUGGUUCUCUCCUGGUUCUAGAUUGUUUUGAUUGAAACACUUUUUCCAUCUUUUGAGGGUGUCAGUCCCAGUGUUCACCACCCUGAGUCACAAUAGACAAUGGAAAAAAGGCACAAUAGGAUACUUUUAAAUUCUGUGAUUAGCCCUACCUUCUGCAAAGAGUAGCUGUUGAAAGGAAAGCAAAAUUGAGCUUACUUUUCUUCAUUCUGGGGAAAAGGGAGAUUCAUUGUAAGAUUAUUUUCAAUUCAGGAAACAGCUUCAAUCUCAGUGAAUUUCCAAAUUCACACUGGCCAAAUAGAGGCCAUUUCUGAUUCCUGAAACACACAUCUCAGGCAUUUGUUAGGGGCUUUUGGGAACUCUUUUUAUACCUCAUAGCCAGUAGAUAGUUGCAAGUCUCUUUAACUCAAACGUCACAGGAAAUAUAAGUUGAAAAUCUCAUUUUAAAAGCUGUUUCAAAACUAUGCUUGUAUGAGCUUUUCCUAAAAAUUCAGUUUAUUAAUCAUAGUAUUGUACUAGACCUAAAGGCAGAAGAUUCCAGGGUAGAAAUAGGGGAAAGCCAUAUUUUUCUCCUGUUGGGAACACUGAUUCCAAGAAUCUAGGACACUCAACAUUCUCUUUAUCUGUUCCUGCUCACAUUCUAUACUUCUGCAUCCCAAAGGGGAUACCAGCUCAACAAUUUAAAGGCAGCUUUUAUCUGCCUUCCUAUUUCUCCCAUGAAGAAUAAAGGGGACAGAAAACACACUUAUAAGAUUUGUGGAUGACAGAGAAACAGAUAUAUAUAUAGUCUGCUGACUGGCAGGUUCAGGAUUAAUUCAUACAGUGAAUACUCACUGGAUUCUAACUAUGUAUUGACAUAUUGAUUAGAAUCAUAAUUUUGUGAAAUACCUGAACAUAAGACUGAAACUAAAAGGACAAAACUGAAUAGGCAUUAAUGAGAAACUCAAUAUUCUGAGUUUCUUAAAUGCAACCCUCUAAGUACAGAAUGGUGUACCUACCUGUGUACAGAUGUGUGUGUUAAUGGGAAGAGUGUUGGAAAGUCCUGGUUUCACAGCAGUUUUUGUAAAAAUGUUUUCUUAGGGAAAUGUGAGUUCAAUUUUGAAUGAGGAGUAUAUCAUAGCUGUUCACAGAACUAAUACAUUUCACUCCGUGGUAAUGGAAGUCUAGAGAGGCCUGCAUGCUUCACUGUUCAGUUCACAUCUGCAUGGAGUGUUGGGUUCAAUUCCGGGAACCAUAUUUUAAGAGAGACAUUAAUAAAUUGAUUCUGUCCAGAGUUAGGUGGCCAGGGUUGUAAAGAGUCUGAUUAUUCAAGAAACAGGGGAACAGUUGUCCUGAGGGUAUAGCUGGAAAGGGAGAGCAGAAAAAGAGGGAAUGAUAUAUAAUUGCUGCCUUGAAAUCUCUGCUGAACUACUGGAAGGGAGAAGAAUUGAACUUUUUCUGUGUAGCUUCAAAGGACAAAAAGAGGAACUUUAUGGAUGACAGAUGUUUGCUUCAAAUUAAGAUAGGAUAUUCUAAGAGUACUUCUAAAGAGGAAUGGACUCCAGUAAAAUUUCCAGGUGUAAUUGCUGCAAAUGCUCAAAUAAAGGCUAAAAUAACACGUCUAUCCCAAAUGUUAUGAAAGGGACUCUUAGACUGGAUAUGGGCUAGAUGCUUAUCAAGAACCCUUCUACAAAUAAGUUUAGUUUGAACAGUAAUAGGUCUCUCUAACUCUAGUUAUUUUUAGAUUGAUAAGUGGUUUUUCAUGCUCUUUGAAAUACAGUUCCCUAGAGGUCUUUGUCAAGUGAGGACUCCAAGGCAUAGCCCUUCCACUGUUGUGCUAAAAGUACAUAAAAUUCAUCACAGAAACACUGAGAUGGGCUGAAGAGUUGGCAAGGUGAAGAUCAUUUCACCACCUUCUUUACCUAAGGUUAGCACCAUGUUCCCUCUCAAGAGGUACCCUCUUCACCCGUUAGCAUCACACAUGUACUGGUGCUUGGACUGUUUUUCCCUGUUGGUUAAUUCUCAUUGCCUUCGUGCUUUCACUUGGACUUUUUUUUUUUUUUUUUGGCUAUGCCUGCUGCGUGUGUAAGUUCCGGGGCCAGUGAUCAAAUCCAAGCCACAGCUAUGCCAACACCAGAUCCUUAACCCACUGUAUCACAGUGGGAACUCCUGGGCAAAUACCUUUUGAUGUACAGAUUCUAAGUUUGCCACCCUGGACCUGGAUUGUGUGUUUGUGGCUACAUAUAAUCUUCAUCUAUGUUAAUAAUGUGAAAAUAUUAAAAGUGAAUUCAUUUUACAAAUACAUAGCAUUACUAUUAGAAUGCCUCAUGAUAUCAAGAGCUGUGCUCUUUUUUUUUUUUGGUCUGGUGACUUGCUUCGUGACUUUUAUGAGGUACUUUGUGGGGGAACCAUUAACCCCCCUUGUCACUCUAAUAAACAUAGUACUAGUCAUGUCUUAGCAAAA